This is a messenger RNA of Gamsiella multidivaricata, 1929 nucleotides long. RefSeq names its product peptidase M24, structural domain-containing protein. Lineage: Eukaryota; Fungi; Mortierellomycota; Mortierellomycetes; Mortierellales; Mortierellaceae. Bases 119 to 1900 code for a protein of 593 amino acids. Gene Ontology annotation, molecular function: metalloaminopeptidase activity; manganese ion binding. The transcript is spliced from 3 exons. The record is from RefSeq and is a predicted model, not a curated record.
UCUUAACCUUCUAACUUCUUAAUUCCCUUCUCUUUCACUCUCUCCCUCCCACGCACACCCUCACACACACUCUCUUGCUUCGUUCGCCUCUGCUCGGUCGGCUUCACCCCUUUCAGCCAUGCUCUCCCGGUUCGGCCUUAAAUACCCGUCGAAACUCCACUGCGAGAAGGUCGCCUCGUUCCUCUCGCCAAAGUCUCGUGAGGACGCCAUCCUCCUCGCCAAAGGUGCCGAGCUCCAGAACCGAGACAACACCGAUGUCGAGCUCGACUUUCGCCAGGAGUCCAACUUUCUCUAUCUCACCGGUGUCCAAGAAGCUGACUUCUACUUCAUUUACGACUUUACUCACAACCGCUCCUAUUUGAUUGCUCCGGACGAGAACCCUAUCGUGGCUAUCUGGAAGGGCCCAGGUCUGUCGAAUAAGGAACUCUUGAAGAAAUAUGAUGUCGACCAUGUGGUCCGACACUCGGGCUUGCUGAACCUACUCAAAAACGAGUUACGUCCCGCAAAGAUACAUGGAUGGGGUCGUCCCGAGAACGGACUUCCUUUGGGCGACAAGGCACAGGAACACGAACUCAAGCACUACAUCUCACAUCGUCUCGUUCGCCUCAGUAAGAAGAAGGAUCAUCAGAGACAUUGUUCUAGUCUCCACCGUACCCGUCCGCAUCACCCUCAUCACCAUGGGCCCUAUGGCGACCACCACGGCCACCGCGGCGGCCAUCACCGGGAACUCCAUUAUCAGGACACGCAGCGGCAGGAAGAUAAGGAUCACGACCACGAUGAUCCAAAGGAGCCCGAUGAGGUCACGCUUCUGCAAGCCAUGAUCCUCUCACGCGUGAACAAGACUCCUAUCGAGAUCGCGCUCUCGAGAGAGUCCACCCGCAUCACAUCGGACGCCCAUCGAUUGGUGAUGCAGUCUGCCCGCGUCGGCAUGUACGAGUAUCAGCUCGAGGCGCUCUUCCGGUACGAAUGCGCCCGUCAGGGAGCCAAGACUCAGGCGUACCUGCCCAUCGUCGGCACCGGCGUCAAUGGCGCCUACUUGCACUAUACCAGGAACGACACACGUAUCCAGGAUGGACAAUUGAUCUUGAUCGACGCUGCCUGUGAGGCCGACUGCUACGGAUCCGAUGUUACAAGGACAUUUCCUGUCAGCGGUCGAUUCAGCCCCGAACAGACAGAGAUCUAUAACCUUGUUUUGGAGAUGCAGACCUCUGUUAUCCAAUCGAUGCACAAAGGUGUUGAAUGGGGCGCCAUGGCCGUCCUCUCUCAAAAGAUCGGCAUCCGCGGCCUCAAGCGUCUGGGGAUCUUCAAGGGCGACGACAACGACCUAUUCGAGAGCAAUGUCAUCAAAGUCUUCUACCCUCACGGAUUGGGCCAUCUCGUGGGCCUGAACGUACACGAUGACGGACUUGGUCUUUCAGUUCAGCACCCCUCCCAGCUGACGAGCGAUGCAGACAGCCUGUCCAAGUUGCCGGUCCAAUUCCAUCCUAUUAACACCAACACUGUGGCCGAAUCUCUAAUCGAGCUGCCUCCUCCUUCCAGUCGCAGAAACAAGGCAGUCGGGUCUUCGUUCUAUGCGAAGCCUUCUACAAAGCUCGAGCCUGGAAUGCUGGUGACGGUCGAGCCUGGGAUCUAUUUCAACCCUGCCCAGAUCCAGUAUGCAUUGGAAAAUCCUCAUCUUGCGCAGUAUCUCGACGAGGCCACGAUCCGUCGCUACAUGUCCGUGGGAGGUGUGCGUAUUGAGGACGUAGUGCUGGUGUUGCCUAAUGGAAGCGUGGAGAACAUUACGACCGCGCCCAAGGACCUGCAUCUCGCAAGACGCGCCUCAAAGACUCAAGAAGCGUGUGGGCGUGUUCAAGAAGCUGCUGCGUGCCAUUCGCAAUAUGUUUUAGGUACUUGCUAGGGCGACAGCAAAAACAUACCAUUUUGGCA